This is a messenger RNA of Entrophospora sp. SA101, 462 nucleotides long. The record is from the annotation of a GenBank genome assembly. NCBI's taxonomy places the organism in Eukaryota, Fungi, Glomeromycota, Glomeromycetes, Entrophosporales, Entrophosporaceae.
AUGUCUGCAAUAAAAAGAAUAUCAGAUAGAGCACUUGCUCAAUUGAAAAAAAGAUACCAACCAAGUGAUUUCCGACCAACUUUUAAAGGUUAUAACAUGUAUGGCAAACCAAUUUACAAGAAACCAAAAGUUAGUUUACGAAUGUUGAAUGUAAUGCGAAAGAAUUUAGACUAUCUACAAAGGGAUCCUACCAGUAUUGGCUUGCCUAUUAAACCCGAGAAACGACCACCUAGACUUAAAAAACCUAAACGUCCUAAAUAUGAAAGAGAUGCUCCUAAAAGGCGUCAGAAAAUUCAGAAAUCGUUAGAAGAAAUGCCAAAAGUAAUUGAGACCUGGAGAAAGGUAAAUUACACUUAUUUUGGACCAAAUAAACAAUUACAAUCAAUGACCUUUCCAGAAACACAUCCUGAUGAGAAACUUCGAGGAAAACCUAAAGGAAUUAAACAAGUGUUAGAGGAAUGA